AUAUACGGCACAAAAAUAACUGUUUCUUGUUUAUUAGUUUGUAGACUUACACAUCAAUAAAUAAAAUGAGUUGCCCUAUGAGUUUUGGCGAACUAAACAUUCCGUCCUCGCGUGCCUUUUGGGACGACUGUGAGGAAGACGAAUUGGACAGCAAUCAGGACCCGGAAAAAUUGGACCUUAAAUUCCAGGAAGGGGCACAAGAAACACCUAUUCCUAGCGAACUGUUUGUACUUAUCGAAGGACCUAAUAUAGAAGGCUUUGGAAAUGCAGUGAUAAAGGAGCAAUCUUCGCGAGUCAUUUGUGACAUACCACCGAAGAAAUCCACAUCCAAAUUAGCCUUCAAUGCGUCUAACAAACAACUGUUGGCUGUACUGGAGGACGAGUUGUCAUACAGUGGAGAAAUAACGGAGCUACUUAUACCAUACGCUCAGGUUGCCAAGAAUGUGUUCACUAUUACGCUGAAGCCAAAGGUCGAAUACAAGAGCGAGGAAAUAAACAAGUACAGCGACGAUAUAACAAUUGUGCGUGGUGUGGAUGCCAAUUUAAAAGGCGUCAUAGAACUGGAGGCACCUAAUUUUAUUGUUGGAGUUACCGCAGGCAUUGCCAGCUGGUGCAAGCAAUCCAAUCAUCCAUGUAGCUCAUACAUUAUUUACACCGACAAGUUGCCUUUAGAUGAAAUAGCUGCUCAGCCGGUGCUAAAGCUACUUCAGAAAUUAGGUGUCCCUUGCAGCACAAGUUACACCCCACCUAGGAAAGACGAUUCCCACUUGUACUCUUAAAGCAAAGAACAAAAAAGUGGAUUAGCUUAUUUCUUUUUUCAAAAUAUAUGUAUGGUUCAGGCUUUAAAUUUGAAUGAAAAAAUAAACAUUUUUAAUUACAUGCAAAA
This is a messenger RNA of Scaptodrosophila lebanonensis, 886 nucleotides long. RefSeq lists its product as uncharacterized. Gene Ontology annotation, biological process: proteasome core complex assembly. Bases 66 to 779 code for a protein of 237 amino acids. Gene Ontology annotation, molecular function: proteasome binding. NCBI's taxonomy places the organism in Eukaryota, Metazoa, Arthropoda, Insecta, Diptera, Drosophilidae. The transcript has 3 exons. The record is from RefSeq and is a predicted model, not a curated record. Gene Ontology annotation, cellular component: endoplasmic reticulum.